UGAGGUUAUAUCUUUGAAUGUGAUAGUGCUCGUGCUGUCUUUGCUGGCUUCCAAAUUUCAAUAAUUGUGGUGCAGUAAAUUUGGGAAGAAAGUGAGUACAAACUUGUUUCACUUGUGAGUACUAGGGCCAAAUGUUUAAAUUGUUUAAUUCUAUCAUGUGACCGCUCGAACAAUGGCGGCCGUGAAACGGAGUUACAGUGGUGGUUCUGUUGACGGAGUACCAGUUACGAAGAAGAGCCGAGAGACGGAACCGCAGACAGCCGAAAGCCGGGUACUUGAUUUAAUCAAAGCCUCAGGUACCAAAGGUGUAUCCGACGAUGACCUCAUCAAAGAAUGUCCGGCGCUGACUAUCGAGGAGCGUGUCGACGUAGUCAAUAAGUUAAUCACGUCAAAUGCCAUAACGUUGCACAAGGUAAAGGACACGCUUAGGUACAAGUUCAAAGGGUCCACAACUUUAACACCUGGAGACGCCAAUACCGAAGAGUUAGUCGUGUUCAAUUUGAUACGAGACUCGGGGCGAAAAGGUAUAUGGAUACGCGAUGUACGCAUCAAGUCCAACUUGGGGCUACCGCGACUCAAAAAAAUAUUAAAAUCUCUAGAGGCGAAGAAAUCAAUAAAAGCCGUCAAAUCGGUGGCGGCGAGUAGAAAAAUUGUUUACAUGUUGUAUGAACUAGAACCAGACAGUUCAAUAACUGGCGGUGCGUGGUACUCUAAUCAAGAGUUUGAAUCCGAAUUUAUCGAAAUCUUGACGAAACACAGUUACAAGUUCUUAGAGGCGAAAAAAGCUAAAGCUCUUAAGAAUAACAGUGUGAGGAGCCCAUUAGUUAAGUACAAUUCUACAUACGCAACUGCUGAUCGUGUACUGGAGUUCAUUUCAAAAACGGGCAUCAGCAAAGUGAGAUUGACUGUGGACGAUAUUUCAUCAAUACUCGAUCUGUUAGUCUACGACGGUUUGGUGACGAAACGUGUGAACACCGAUGGUAAUGUCGAGUACCGUUCAUCUAAGUCGUUAGUCAAAAGAAAUGCUAGCAGUUUUGUGCCGUGUGGCAGUUGUCCUGUUAUUAAACGAUGUUCGGAUGCAAAUCAGUUGAAUUCGCUUAAUUGUAUGCACAUGAAAAAUUGGACCACUAUUUGAAAAUUUUUGAAAUUUUUUUUACCACCUGAUGUAUUCAAUAAUAGGCUAAUUAAUAUUAAGGUUAAUUUUACUAAUAAAACUGAAUAGUAAAUUAAUUUAAGUCUUUUUAUUAGUAUAUUAUGUUAUAAGUAAAAAAAAAAAAAAAUUACCCCUGUUAAAAAGGUUUAGGUGCUCUUCUGGGAGAAUUCAAAUACCUACCGGCUAACUAAAAAAUAUAUUCUAAAAAUGUUGAUGUUCUUAGAUAUUAUAUUUGUUUUUUUCUGAUAGAAGUGCCAAAAAAUAAAUUUUAAAUAACGAAUUUGUUAUUAAAUAGUCAAUAUGUA
Adelges cooleyi (spruce gall adelgid) is the source of this 1458-nucleotide messenger RNA. RefSeq names its product probable DNA-directed RNA polymerase III subunit RPC6 (gene Polr3F). The record is from RefSeq and is a predicted model, not a curated record. Lineage: Eukaryota; Metazoa; Arthropoda; Insecta; Hemiptera; Adelgidae. Gene Ontology annotation, biological process: transcription by RNA polymerase III. The transcript has a single exon. Bases 173 to 1135 code for a protein of 320 amino acids. Gene Ontology annotation, cellular component: RNA polymerase III complex.